Molecule: messenger RNA, 3158 nt
Organism: Colletotrichum scovillei
Lineage: Eukaryota; Fungi; Ascomycota; Sordariomycetes; Glomerellales; Glomerellaceae
Product: fungal specific transcription factor domain-containing protein
Exons: 7
Coding region: 384-2927 (847 amino acids)
Biological process (GO): DNA-templated transcription; regulation of DNA-templated transcription
Molecular function (GO): DNA binding; zinc ion binding; DNA-binding transcription factor activity, RNA polymerase II-specific
Source: RefSeq, a predicted model, not a curated record
CACAAACUCGGAACAACCACUCUCAUUCACUCACUCACUCGUUCCUUUAUCCACCCGCAUACCUUGCCCACUCUCACUCCCGAGGAAUUGGCAAGGGCAUUGAGACACAGGACCAGACCUUCCUUUCUGACCACGGGCUUCCUUCGUUACGGCGGGGUCACUUGGGAAUCACUUUCCGCGGAGAGUUCUAAACGAACCUCCCUACACACAAAGAAGACCAAGUCAGAGAGACAUAGAGACAGACACACGCAGAGAGAGUCCUCCACCACCGGCCCGGGUCCUCGCCUGGCCCUGUUGAUCGGCACUGUCCGCUGCCGCCGCCCUCUCUCACUAUCUACUACAGUGCCCUUAUCGGCUAUUGCGACUCCAAGAACAAGUUGUAAAUGGAUCCCGAGGACGGCCUGCGCCUGCAACGACACAAGCAGCGUCGCGUAGCGGAUAAGGAGCGGAAGAGAGCAGUUCGAGCCUGUGACGGAUGUCGGCGACUCAAGGAAAAAUGCGACGGAGGAGUCCCUUGCCGCCGGUGCACCCGUCUGCGCCGGCAAUGCGAGUUCCUCACGCCCACGACGAGAGAUGAGCCCGGAUCGGAGAACUCAGCGAGACCCCGCCACUCGCAACAUCAUGAAGACGCCCAGUUGAGCCAGAGAAUGUCCUACAUGGAACGGCUCCUGGCGCAUUACACCGGCAAGAGCACCCUCGACGCCGAGACUCUAAAGACCUUGGCCGAGUCCGUGGAGAAGAUGAAGUCGCCUGCUGGACGACCGCGCACCGGCCCGGAGGGCACGGUGACCGGGGCCGGCGGUGGUCCUGGUGCUGCUGGUGGAGCGGAUGUCACCAUGGAGCCGGACGUCGGCGCCGAGGCAGAGGUGCAAUCGCAUAGCUCCGACUCUUUCAAGGUUGACGAGAUAACGGUUCAGCCUCUGGAGAACAACAUCACACAUUACUCCGGCGAGUUCUCACACUGGAACUUCUCCAUGCGGAUAAAGCAAUGGAUUGAACAGUGUGUAAACGACGCCCCGGAUGGUCCAAAGACACAAUUCAAAGAAUACUACCGCCCAGAAGAACUCCAGUCCCCCUCCAACACAGUAGCCUCCCUCUCCUCCCUCCCGCCCCGCUACGUCGCAGACUUCCUCGUCCAGGCCUUCUUCAACCAUGCCGAGACGAGCUGCUUCUACGUCGAGCGCCACUGGCUCAUGGACAGGCUCGACCUCGUCUACGAGAACUCGGCCUCCCUGACGCGCCGCGACGUCGGCACCGUCUGCAUGAUCCUCAUCAUCUUCGCCAUCGGCACACAGUACGCCUACCUCGACUCCCGGAACGAGAGGGGCGGCCCGCCCAGCGCCGCCGCCGACUCGAGCCCCUUUUCGGAGGACACCAUCGGCAUCAUGUUUUACCAGCAGGCGUGCCGGCUGGUCCCCGACGUGAUUACCAUUUCGUCGCUGGAGAGCGUUCAGGCGUGUCUGCUCAUCGGCCUCUAUACGUUACCCCUCGACGCCUCGGGGCUGUCGUACGUGUACUUGAACCUGGCGGUCAAGCUCGCAAUCCAGAAUGGUAUGCAUCGGAAGCACCCCGGGGCCGCCAUCGAUCCUGUCAUCCGGGAGACGAGGAACCGUGUCUGGUGGACGGCCUACACAACGGAAAAGCGUAUCGGUAUAUUCCACGGUCGGCCAGUAUCCAUCGCAGCAAGCGACGUCGACGCCGAGCUCCCAGUCGACAGACCAGAAAUAUGGCCCGGUUCAGCACCGCCAAAUACGGCACACAUGCUAGCCACACUCCAGCUCAACAACGCCCUCAGCAGAAUAGCUCACCAAAUAUCCCUCUUCAAAACGUUUGAAAAGAACGAAAUCCCAGAAGGCAUGGCCAAGCUCGUCGAGAUGAAAGCCCAACUCCACAACUGGUGGAACAGCCUCCCAGAACCAACCUUCAUCAAGGACCCGACCACCGGCCCCGCCGUCUUCCGUCCGACAAUGCACCUGAGGCUAGAAUACUGCCUCGUCCGCAUGUUCGCCGGCCGCCCCUUCAUCUUCCCCCGCGAAUCGGCCCACCGCGGCAGCACAGCAAGCUCCUCCGGAUCCCCCGCAGACUCCGUCGCCGUCACCGUAGUCGCAGGCGGCGGCGGCCCUUCCUCCGGUGGUGCCGGUGCCGGCCGCGCCACGACGAGCAGCUCAACCGGCAAAACAACACACCCGCGCGCCGUCCUCGUAGCAGACUGUGUCGACGCCGCCCUCCUCGUCGUAGAAACCUGCCGCCUCCUUCGCAACACGGUAGGCCUCGCCCGCGCCUCGUACACGGAAUUCUCCUCGUGCCGCGCUGCGCUGCUCGUCAUCAUCACUCAGUGCCUCCAGAAGAAGACGGACCGCCUCCGCGACGCUCUCAGAGAAGGCAUGGCGAUGCUGAGGGAGAUGUCGGCGGGCGGAGAGUCUGCGAAAUCGGAAAUGUCCCUCAUCGAGGCCUUUGAGCGCGCCAUUUCGAGGCUGGAUAUGGCGGACGAGAGUAACGGUGGCGGGGCUGGGGCUAACGGCGGCGCGUCCGGAGUCAAGGAGUCUGACUACGCGAGGUUCAAAAAGUGGGAGAUGUUGUGGAAGACGGAUACGCCUGCGCAAGGGCACGGGCAGGGAAAUGGUGAUGCGAGGAGCGAGAGGGAUGGACUUGAUGCCGCGGGGCUGCCGAUCCCGCCGCAUCCUGCGGGCAUAUGGCGGGGUGGAGGACACGGGCACUCUGGUGGCGGAGGAGGACAUGUUCCUGCCGGCGCGGGGAGGCAGGGUACGGCGUCGUUGCCGCCGGCCAUGCCGUUCUUCGGACUCGAUGGGAGCUUGUCGCCUAUGCCGCCUGCGCUCGACGAGUUCUCGGCCAUGUUUGGGAACGGAUACGUGCCGGGCUUUGAAGGUAUGGGCGGAAGUGUAAACGGUAACUGGAUGGGUCUUUGAGUUCAGGUUGGAGGAAACUUUGAAAGAAAAAGGAGCCAGUCGGUUGAGACAUUGCCUACUUCACGACCGGCAGAAUAUGGCGUUUGCGUGUCUCUGUUUACCUACUUGGAUGUGAAGAUAUCUUGACAUCGGUCAUACCUUCCACAAGGUCAUACCUUCCUGUACCUUCCGUAAGAACCCGUUAUACCCCCCCUCGAGUUCAUCCCUGUCACCAGCCAGCAGGCGCCCCCU